CAUAGAGAUAGAUGUGGUGAAAGUGAAACUGGAACCAGCCAGCUCCUCAGAAACAACAACAUCGGUGACAAAUUAAAUAAAAGUUUCCUUUCAUUACAUAUUCAGUUUUCACGUUACUGAUCCAGAAGAAGCCUAAACCGCAGUGUGCGGCAGCUUUAGCUCGUCUCCACUUACAUCACGCUGUCCAGCAUGAUUCAGCCCUGAAUGUCUCCAGGUUACUAAGUAACUCGACACAGCUUUGUGUUGGUCUGUGUUAGGGAGCGGAUCUUUCCGUCAGUCCUGGAUCAGCUGCACCAUGAGGGCCAAAGCCUCAGACGUGCACACUAAGGACUGUGUCAAAGUGGCUGUCAGAGUGCGACCGUUCAACAAGAGAGAGAGGGAUGCAGGCAGCCGUUGUAUCAUCUCACUGGUCUCGACCUCCAUCGGCAUCCACGACCCACGUGACUGCCACAACCGACGGUCCUUCUGUUUUGAUUAUGCAUACUGGUCCCACAGUGGCUUCACAAGAGACCACACUGGUCUCUUUGUUCCUGAAGAGCCAGGAGGAAGAUACGCUGACCAGGACAGUGUGUUCCAGGACCUAGGAGUGGGAAUACUGGAGAACUCGCUACAGGGUUAUAACGCCACACUGCUAGCAUACGGACAGACCGGAUCAGGGAAGAGUUACUCGAUGGUGGGUUACGGGCCUAACAAAGGCCUGGUUCCUAAACUAUGUGACCGACUGUUUGAGGCGAUCAGAGAAAACCAAGAAAACAGACAGUGUCAGGUCUUUUUCAGUAUGCUGGAAAUCUAUAACGAGCAGGUGGUCGACCUGUUGUUCCGGGGGUCUCGGACUGCAGGUGGACUCAGAGUGAGAGAGGAGCUGCAAAGGGGCUUUUAUGUUGAGGGUCUUCGUAAAAUUCCCUGUGAGAAUGCUCUGCAGGUGGAGCAGUUGAUGGAACAGGGGACCAGGACUCGAACCACCGCUGCCACUCAAAUGAAUGCUAACAGCAGCCGCUCACACAUGCUCAUUAUUCUGCAGCUCAAACAGAUCUUCUCUAAAGAGAGCAUCACAAAGCAGUCCAACAUCAACCUGGUGGACCUUGCUGGCAGUGAGCGUCAGAGGUCUUCAGGGUCUGAAGCUGACAGACUCAAAGAAGGAACAGCCAUAAACCUGAGCCUCACCACUCUGGGCAAUGUCAUCAGCGCCCUGGCAGAUGUUGCAGUGGGAAAGAAGGUGGUCCACAUUCCCUACAGAGACUCGGUUCUCACAAAGUUGCUGCAGUCUGCACUGGGAGGAAACAGUCGCACUGUCAUGAUUGCCACUCUGAGUCCUGCAGAUAUCUGCUAUGAGGAAUCUCUCUCCACCCUGCGCUAUGCUGAAAGGGCAAAGCGUAUCCAAAACAGGGCAGUGGUGAAUGAGAGCCCUACUGAACGGCUUGUUAAGGAGUUAAAGGCUGAGAAUGCCAGACUGAUGCAGAAACUGAGCCGAAUGGACCAGGAGGGGCGCAGAGCCAGUGACGAGUCCAAGGAACUUCGUCAGCUGUUGACCCAGAAUGAGCUCCAGAUUAGAGCCAUUCAGACUCUGUGGGAACAAAACCUGCAGGAGGCGCUCAAAGACUGGGAGCAGCAGUAUGCCAGCAUCACACAGGAGAGGAGGAUGAUGCAGAUGUAUCCCUACAUCCUGAACAUCAAUGAGGAUGCUCAGCUGUCAGGGGUGGUGAAGCUUUUCAUCCAGGAGGGUGAGUGGGGCAUUGGACUCUGUGACUCCUCCCCUAGAUCAAUUUCUAUCAAGGGCUUAGGGAUCCAGGAGCGACAUGUUGUAUUCAGGAAUGAACAGCGGCGGGUAACACUGACCCCCGUGAUGGGGUCAAAGGUUAUUGUUAAUGGUAACACUGUGUACGAGACAAUUGAGCUGCAACACCUGGACCGUCUCAUUCUGGGCUCAAACUGUACCUACCUGUUCAUCGGUUAUCCGUCUGAGAGGGGUGGGAAAGACUGGAGUCGCUACGAUUAUGAUUACUUCCAGUCUGAGCUGGCUGCUGCUGAGGGCAUCCACCUGGGUGAGUCCAACACUGGUUCCAACCAGACAGACCCCAGUCUGUUAGCUGUCUUCUAUGACUACAUUAAGCUAAUGCCCAUGGUGGCUGAAGCCAAUCAGAUGAGCCAGGAACUGAGCAAGGGAGUUGAAUUUAAGCUGGAAAUAAAAAAUCUGGCCCUGUCUGACUCUCGAGGUCACGAUCUGCAGAAAGACAUUGUUGUCAGAGUGACCUCUGCAGGAAGCAAGCAGGUCUGGAUGUGGUCCAAAGCCAAGUUUAUCAACCGCAAGUUUCUAAUGGAGGAGCUGUACCAGCAUUUCAAGGCGGAACAGCACGAGAACACUAGAGUAGAGGGGCUUCCAGCUGUAGUGCUACCCAGAGAUAAAGACCCAUUCUGGGAUCCAGUUGAGCCUCUUCUCCUGGGAUCUGCUCACCUCUGGCUUCAGUCUUUGGCCUUCCGCAUCCCUCUGGAGGAGCAGCUGGAGGUUUUGGGUUCAGAGGGCACAGAGGAAGCCAUUCUACAAGCUCAGCUCGUCCCCUGUACUUCCAAUGGACUCCCACUGGGGGAGGACGACAUCCUGAUUGACCCAUCUGAAAUACUGGGUCGACGACUGGACUUCCAGCUGGUCCUGGAUCAGUGUUGUGGGGUUUGCUGGAUCAGGGAGGCCCGCAAUCGAGGGAUCCAAAUCAGUUUCAGAGUAUUUGAUUGCAGCGAGCCACUUUACACUCCACCUCUGUGGCACAACAUCAAUCCUUUGUUGGAUCACCGGGUCCAAUUCACCUCCCUUCAAACAUCCCAAUCUCUGCUGGACUAUCUGCAAAGCAGUGCUGUGGUGCUUGAGCUCUGGGGUCUUCAAGAGGGUUGUACUCAUAUGAAUUCAUCCCUGGAAGCUGUGAGAAUGACUGCAGAGGGCGUCUUCAUCAUCGACGUGUCCGGUCCAUCACAAGCUGCAGUAUCUGACUCUGUUGAGCUUAGCUGUUCCGUCAGAGCUCUUCAGCAGAACUUGGAGGAACUGAAGAGUAUUAAUGAAUCACUAAGGAAAGAAAAUGGCAGUUUGAGAGAACAGCUCAACACAGCCAGAAUCGGCGGAGAAGGUGCACGAGGUCGGUCACUGCGUCCUAGCUGUGAUGCAGAGUUUGCACGUGCACUGAAAGCUUUCUACCACAGUAUGACUUCUGUAAGGGGUCAGCUGCAGCGCCUGCGCAGACAUAGACCCAGCGAAGAGUCAGACCUGCUGGGACUUCGACUGUUUGUGGAUGAGCAGAGUCGUCUGCUGAGAGACUUCUCAGAGCAGCUGGAGGAGAGUGUCUCUGCACUUAAACAAGACGUAGCCACCAUUGUCCGCCGCAAAAGAGAACGCUCAAGUGUCUGGUCUUAACUUGGUGUUUGUUGAUUUGAAAAGCUAUCCAAACUGGUCAUCACAACAAAUCACCUGCCUCCGUUUUACCGAAUUACUUGUGUCCUCUGCUGUUACACCAACUAUCUUCAUGUCCUUACGUACUUCGUCUCCUCUUUUCUUCCUGCCUGGCAUCUUCAUCGCCAACGCCCUCUGUCCAAUGGUAGCCAGCUUCUUUACCGAGUACAUGAAUAAACAUUUGCUUCCUUAAGACCCGGACGACUUGCCGUAAUUGAUGGAAUCGUAAAUUUUGCUCUUACUAGAAAAUCUGGCAGGGGCAUGUCCAGCCAUCAGUACUGGACCUUAAACCCAAUUACAUUUUGGUUCUGCAGCAGGACAAUGAUCCAAAGCAUAGUACCGAGGCCUCCUCUGAAUGACUCAAAAAAAUCUGAUUUUAGAGUGGCCUAGCCAAAGUUGUUGCUGCUGCUGCUUAGGGUGACACGACUAGUUGUUGAGUUUAGCGGGGGAAUACCUUUCCACAUGGGGCCAGGUUGGUUUUCAUGAUUUGAAUCCAAUUGGAUUUGAUCCAAUAUUAACAUUUCUGUGUAACAUUUAUGUUUGAAAAAAAAACCUAAAGUAAAAUAAAUCUUUAGGAGGGCAAACACCUUUUCACUGUAGUGUAAUACAGCUAUAUGAAAUUUGAUAUUUAAAAGGCAUGUUUAUCUUGCAUUAACAAGAGAGGUUAAAACUGAAAAAGAUGACAAUUUCUCAUAGCUGUGUUGAGCAAUCACAUUGUUUU
This is a messenger RNA of Girardinichthys multiradiatus, 4154 nucleotides long. RefSeq names its product kinesin family member 28 (gene kif28). Gene Ontology annotation, cellular component: microtubule; kinesin complex. Bases 296 to 3397 code for a protein of 1033 amino acids. Gene Ontology annotation, biological process: microtubule-based movement; cytoskeleton-dependent intracellular transport. Lineage: Eukaryota; Metazoa; Chordata; Actinopteri; Cyprinodontiformes; Goodeidae. The transcript is spliced from 28 exons. The record is from RefSeq and is a predicted model, not a curated record. Gene Ontology annotation, molecular function: microtubule motor activity; ATP hydrolysis activity; ATP binding.